CUCAUUAUUGCUAGGCGAUGGAAUAUUUUAAAUGAUUAAAAUUCGGGAAUAAAACAGCACUUGUGACAAACACCAAAUUGAAAUGACCGGAUGUUGCGAGUGAAAUGACAGACUAGCAGUGUUGUCAAACACCUGGAGAAAAAAUACGAUCGUUAGUUUAUUUGGAGGCGGAUUAAGACCUAAUGAGAAAAAUUAUCUCCAACAAAUGGAAACGAUAGGAACAUUAUUGAAAAUAUUAUUUAUCAGUUUCUGGAUUUUGACAAAUGAAAUUUUCUUCAUUCUGAGUCAAUGAAAAUGUAAAGUCCCCAGGGAUCACGUGUUACGUCAAACGAAAUUUCUUUACCAAUUGAGUUGGUGGAGAAGUAGUGACAGCUCGGGAAGGCGGUGUCAACUACAGCAUUUCAAACUCAAGUUCCAGCGCUGAAUCCUCGAUAGAAUUUUGAUAUCCAAAAUUAGUCUCGUCACAUUUAAUUUUUAAUUAUUAAUCACAUCAUUGGUUUUUCUGGGUUAAUUAUUCGCAGAUAAAAAUUAUGCUAUUACUCGGCAAUAUUACUGAUAGAUAAUGUGACCAAAUAAAAAAAAUGAAUACAAAUCAUUUCAGUUGUUUUUUGAUACUUCAACAAUGCUUAGCAUCGUCAUGAAUUUAUCAAUAACUUCUAGGUUAACAAAUUCAGAAGUUCGCGUCGUUUUUAUUCUAUCAUAAUUGCAUUAGUAGUUAAUAUCGAUGAAAUGUCGUACGCUGAGUACGGUGCGCGAAUUUUCAUGCCAAUAAAUUUGAAGACUGAAAAAUUCCUGGUACGCGAUGACGAAUUAGCUCAGGUGAAGUCCGGUCAUCGAUUGAAGAUGUACCACUCGUAUCUGGACAUUCGGACGUGGAGCCCCAAGCAGUUGGAGACCUUCCAGUAUUUUCGGGAUGUCACGGAAAAUCAGAAUUCAGGAAAAAUAGUGCCAAUCGAUUAUUUAAUUGAAGUCAUCAAUGAUCUGAGUACACAUUCGGAAGUGCUGAUGCUGCGAGAGGAACUCGACAGAUAUAAAUCCCUUGAACUCACACCGGAGCAAGAGAAACAGCUGUAUGAAAAGAUGAGAAACAAAAGAUUCAUUGAAGGAGAACACAUGGAGACCACUGAAGACAACUUCAAAAUCAAUGAAUUGGAGGAUGAGACGCUCGUUUCUGAAGCUUCGGAUAUGACUAUUCCUUACAACUCUAAUUUGAUCAGUUACUCGUCCUUCACAUCUACGGAAAGUCUGACUCCAGAGAGCAAAACUUACGACAGCGACGUAACCAGCAAAGUUCCAUCCAACUCCUCCACAAUAGACGAGGAAGUUACGCUGUCUAACCGAAGUUGCGACAGUCGAGGUCUAGAAUCGACAAGUGGGCCCAUCGAUUCCGAGCGCACCAGGAUAAUUAAAAACGAGUCGAUGAUAAUAUCAUUGGAGAAUGCUUUAGGAGUGAAAAAAGCUGAAAUCGCAGAAUUACGAGAAAAAAUGAGAAACCUGGUGGGAGAACUACGAGAGCGAGAGACCAAAAAUAAGAAUUUACAGGAUCACCUGAGGAGUAUGCAAUCACAAUUGGAGAUGAUGGCAGAGCGCAAUUCAGCGAUCGAAGAAUACAAAAAAAUAGCGAAUGGGAAAAACUUGAUCGAUCAGUUGAAAACUAAGCUAGAUGAAAAACGAGAGCAGUGCCUUGAAAUGUCAAAGGAAAUAAAUAAAUUGCGCCAGAGGCAAAACAACGACGAGGUGCGAGCCGAGAGAGACGAUUUAAAUAAUAAACUCCAAGAACUCCUACGAUCACUGAAAAGCUUUGGAGUAGAACCAAGUGAAAAAGGACUGGAAAAAAUUUUACGAGAGAGAAAGGAAUUGAUAGAAUCUGAAAAUAACUGGCAUCUGCAGUGUUUAGACCAUGAAGAGGAAAUUGGCAAAUUAUCUCACUUGAUGGACCGGAUGUGCAAUCAACAUCAAGAACGAGAGAACGAUUUGACGAAAACUAUUGAAAAUCUCAAAAUGGAGUCGAGGAAUAAGAAUAAAAAACUGGAUGAAUACAAAGAUAAAAUGUCAACAAUGUUGAAAACAUUUGAAGAGAAAAUCAUCUACCAAAAAUCACUGGCAGAUCGAAAUAUAGAGGAUGGAAAUAUUGACAGAGUAUUGUCAUUGUAUCUGCAAAAAUCGGUUGACAAAUUCACUGAAAUUUCCGAGGCCUUCGAGUGUCUGCGAUCCACUGAAGGGGAUGGCCCUGGCCCUGGAACAAACGAAAUCGAGCAACUGAAGAAUGAACUUAUGGAGCCAAUGCAAGAACUCAAGGAGCAGAUUGUCAAAAAAACCAACGAAGCGAAUCUCUACCUCAAUCGUUAUGAAGACUGUCAGAGGAUUAUUGAGGUUCAGUCUGAAGAGUUGAAGCAGUUGCGGGGGACUCAACACAAGCUGGACGAGAGAUCGUCGAUCAUUGAAGAGUUGAAGAAAUCUCAGAGCAAAAUGGAAUUAAAAUUCGUUGAACUUCACAAAGAGCACUACAACUUAACGAACACAAUCGAAAACCUGACCAGUGAGCUGAGUCGAAAAAACGAGGAAAUAAUGAACCUCGAGACGGAGAGGGACUCUCUCUCCUGCAGACUCACUAGUUCUGGGAUCGAAUUAAAAUCGAAAGACGAUAAAAUCAACUCUCUGAAACGUGAAAACUUGGAAAUCGAGGGGAAGUUGAAAGAAGCCGAGGCGAAUGCUGUGAAAAUCCAAUCGGAGAUCAAAGUGCUCAAGCACGAGAGUGACAUCAUAAACCAGCUGUCAUUCCUGCAGAAGGAAAUCACCAAGUAUGCAAAGGAGAAGAAAAGACUGGAAGAAAGUAUUUUACAUCUUCGAGAGGAGUUCAAGACCUGCCAUAGCUCCAAUCAAACCCUGGACGAGAGUCUUAGCGAAAAAAUAAAGGAGAAAGAGUCCCUCCAGAAUAAGAUCGCCGAGAUGAAGGAGAAUAUCAGUAAUUUGUCCAACGAAUUGACCUUUAACAAUUUUGAUAGGAGAAAUAUUAUGAGUUUGCCGCUGAAACUCUGCGAGAGCAUUGAAGUGCUGAAGAAACGUCUUCAGAGCAGCUCUUCAGGGACUGAGCAUUCGAGGCCGAGCAACGAUCGCCUGGAGAACGAUGUUGAAGAGUAUCAGAGUCAGUUGUUCGGGAAUUGCAACGACAGGACCACUAUCAGAAAGAGCGAAAUUUUUUUCAACCGAAAUCUGCAACUGAUGGAGGGAACUAAGAGUGGACUUCAUCCUAUUCAUUUCAAGGGAGACGAUGAGAGGGGAAAGAGCAUUCAUCAGGAAAAUGAACAGCUGUCGUCAGGACCAACUGAUGGAAAAAUUGUCAUGCAAGAUACUCCACCAAAAACUGUCCAGGGAGAUUACGAGAAUUUGGAAAGAAAUUACGGAGGGGUGAAGAGUGUCAAGGGAUCAGAGGGCCACUAUUACGUUCCUGUAUCAGCAGACACAAAACCUUGGAUUUCGAAUUUGAUCGAGAAAAGUGUACCACAGAAAUCUGAAUUGUUCGUAAAGCCAGAGCCAGUGAGCAAUGAUCCUCCUAAAGUAUCCGUCUUCAGGAAUCCUCAAACGUUCUUCCGAGACAUCAAGAGCCCAGUAACUAUACAGUCAUCUGGGCAAUCUGAUAUGAGAGCUCCCUUCUACGACACCGCCUCCAUGAAUCAACGAUACGGACAAGACGUUCAACUGCCUAGAUACGAGUAUCAUAUUAAAUUACACGAUGUACCUGCAUCCAAAACCACAUUUCAGGUCGACACAUCAAACAAGAAUUUUAUCAGAGCAUGCAGUGCCCGCCGGAAAAACAAUAAUUAAUAUGACCUAGAUAUGGCCGGGAUUUCGAUAAAUUUACUUCACAUUUAUAAAAAAUACAGUUG
This is a messenger RNA of Diachasmimorpha longicaudata, 3887 nucleotides long. Its product is annotated as repetitive organellar protein-like. Bases 730 to 3825 code for a protein of 1031 amino acids. Gene Ontology annotation, cellular component: cytoskeleton. NCBI's taxonomy places the organism in Eukaryota, Metazoa, Arthropoda, Insecta, Hymenoptera, Braconidae. The transcript is spliced from 15 exons. The record is from RefSeq and is a predicted model, not a curated record.